AUGGCUCACGAGGCCCUGGCGUCCGAGGUUGCUGCUCCAGGCUCCGCUAGAACUGCUGGAAGCACUGUGUGGGAAUGGAAAGAGGAGAUUAUAGUGAAUGAAGAAAGAAGUCUCACGCUUCUUAGAUUUGUGCUUUAUUUGCAUUGGAAUUCUCAUUCGAUUGUGGUUCAGACUUUUAAAUUCCAUUUAAAAUCACGAUGCACCAUAUACUCGGAAGCUUUAUUUUCUAAUGCAAUCACAAACGCUUUAAGUUCUAUUAAUGUAUUAGCAUCCCCACUGACUGUAUUUUGGUUUUAUUCACUCAAGGGAUUUCAAACAUUUUAUUUUAGGACUUUUAUUUUUAUCUCCUACAGCUGGCUUUUGCUAUUUCACAUUUAUUUCACAUGUACCUUGUAAUGGGUUUGAGUUUCAGCACAGAGAAAUGGUUCCAGUCAACAGAGCACACGCUUCCCUGUCCCACAAAUGGCAAGUGGUCAGCCCUUUCGACUCUAGUAGCUCUUAAAUAGUAGCUUUCACUGUUGCCAAAUUGAAAGGUCGUUUGCGCCAUGUUGAAAUGCUCUAAGCUAACACUUCUUGGUCUGGACAUGACUGCCAAGAGUUUAAUUUGGCUCUGGACUUUGGUGAACCUGUGUGCCCUGUCCCUUCCUUCAAGCAGUUGGUGAGUAAGGACAGCACCCAUCAGUGUCCCCUAAUUUGUCCUCUGACCUCUUAGUCAAUUUAAUCAUUGGAAAUAUUUCCAUGUCAUCAAGGGCUCAACAUUUCAAGGAUUUUGUAAGUGUAUAAGGAAUGAGAGAGAGGUGCUGUGAUUUCUCAGACUCUAGAAAUUCAUUUCAGUUGUACACAUUCCAGAAACAUGCUGGAUUGGAUGUUAAGAAAGCCUUCCAGAUAAACCUCCCAACCUGAUCAUUCCUCUGUUCACUCACUCAUUCCUUCAGUAAAUAUUUACCGAGUGCUUGCUUCCUGGGUGCCGGGCUCUGUGCUGAGGGACUCAAAUUUUUGACACCGCAGACGGGAUCUCUGUCCCACUCCUUCGCCCCCAUGCCUGGCAGGGCAUUUAGUGCUAAACUAAACUGAACUGAACGAGUCUGCCGUAGAAACAGUAAUGCAACACAGGAGUUGAGUGUUAGGGUGAUUCUGUACAGGGAAGCCCACAGAGUAUUACUGGAGUAGCUACAGUGUAGUGUGGAGCCAUCACUCACCUCUCUUUAGAAGUACACAGCUAAAAAGGAAAGCAUCCUAUAAGACUAAAAUGAAUUUCCACAGAACGGGAUAGGGCCCAAUAUUCCCGCCGGAAGUUACUUCUACAUAGCAAAGAUGAGUCCCCAAACUGUAAAUACGAAAUCACAAAUGUACUGAAAGUUUCUAAAUAUUCAUGUUUUGGAGACAAUAUUUACUUUCUAUCUCCAUGACUUGCAAGAAAACACUUUGACUACAGUGUCUUUUACCAACACCACCAGACACCUAGAUUCGAGAGAGCAAAGUAAGAACUGUAUCUAGGUGUGCGCUUCGCUUCUCACCGUGAUUGUGCAACAAAGGUCACGUGGCAACUGGAAUCUUGCCAAUCAAAUUGUAUUUCAAAUGCAGUAGGGGAGCUGCCAUUUAGAGGGAACUUGUGACCCUUUUAUAAAACAAAACCAUUUUAUAAUACAAAUACUCACUCUAAUUCAUGUUUUGUAUGUCUGGGUUUUCAAUAUCUACUUCGCUUAGAACAGAGCGUACCUGUACAGUGAGUGUGCUCUGUCACUGCUGCUUGUGCCACCAGUUUCUUGGCUGCUCAGGGCUCCUACUUGAAAAUCUGCUGUAGCUGUGCGUGAACUGAGCUAUCAGCGAUUCCGUGAUGGCACAGGAGCGUUCCUGAGCAGUCCAAGUGGCCCACCCACCCGUUUCAACCCCAUUGGACACUGGACCUGUUCUGCUCAGCAGCGGCUCCUUCCGGUGUGGCCACGUUUCCUUAGAGGGUGGAGUGACCCCUGUUUUCACAUCCUCUAAAGUGCUUAGAGUCCCAAGUUUUAUAAUACAUAUAUGUUAUUAUGUAAACAUAUCGAAUUGCAUGUGUGUUGGAAUUUUUUAGCAGAAUUUUAGCUUGAAAGUACUUGUACAAACACUGUUAGAUUUAGUUGCAAAUAAUUGUUCUCAAGUUAUUGGAAUAAAUGGCAAAUGAAACAAGUUCUGGUGUAAAUAGACUUCUGUGCCAAAUAGUGACAUUAUUUCAAAAAAGAAAAGUCAUAUCUUGGGCUGUUAAUAGGCAAAAUCGAACCACUAGAAAUGUGAAUGAAUGAUGCCGUGUUCUCUUGGAUGAACUGUUUACU
Condylura cristata (star-nosed mole) is the source of this 2309-nucleotide messenger RNA. It is a transcript of the gene TMEM257, whose product is annotated as transmembrane protein 257. The record is from RefSeq and is a predicted model, not a curated record. NCBI's taxonomy places the organism in Eukaryota, Metazoa, Chordata, Mammalia, Eulipotyphla, Talpidae.